GAAGAUUACAACUUGAAUACAGUUUCAUACUACAACUUAACAGCCUGCUGCUGUGGCAUCUGACUCGGUAUUUAACCAACCAACCUGCUGAUGUGGCGUCUGACUCAGCAUUUAACUAACUAACCAACAUGAUGAUGUGGUGACUCAGCGUCUAAUUAACUAUUCAUCCAGUUGAAGAAAAUAUCGGAAACAAACACGCCUUUAUUCAGAAAAGCGCUUCUCUCAAAACUUAAACAAUUACUAUAGCUCUAUUUAAUUUCUAUUUCUACCGAUUUUUGUUUAAUUUCAAGAAUUUUGUGCCUGAUAUAUUUUUUCCUUCAAUUUGUGUGUAACUCCAGUUUUGUAGGAGUUGUAUUUUAGCUGAUUGGAUUGAGAUGCCAAGCUUCGACGGGCUCCCCAUUUCAAAAGAUGAAUCGGUGAUGUAAAAUUGUGUCAAUCGGGCGCUGGAUUGAAUUUUGCAUGAUCAUUUCAUAUGCGCAGUGAUGAGGAGCCAAUUGCCUUCAAGAAGAUGCAUGGUUUUUCCACAAUCGAUGGCUUUGUGGAGAUAAACGAAAAAUUGGCAGACAUGUUAAAAUUCGUGGCGAACGAGCCCUCUGUGGGGCUUUAUUAUAUCCAGCACCACACUCAGAAUGUAGCUCCCAACAUUCUCGAUCUCAAGAACAAAGUCUCUGAAAAAUCACGUGAGACAGCUUUGCAUACAGAAGAUCUCGAUGAUUCCAUGACAAUGUUGAAGUCGAUGAAGGAAUGUGGUAUUCCGGUUGCAGAUGAAAUGCUCAGAGAUAUAAAAAAAUCCCUUUCCAUCAUAUCGGCCAAGCAGCAAAAAAGAGGGCUAAUUUAUAGCUCCAACACCAGCUUUCUUGCAAGAACAAGCUCUUGGUCUCCAGCCUCGUGGGGUCGUAUUCCGCAGCAGGAUGGCAGCAGGAGCCCGGGUUACCUGUCCAGUGCUUUUAAGUCAGUGACACGGCGAGCUCAGAGAUUCAACCGGUCACAGUCGGGCUUUGAUGAAGCGUUUGAGUCCAAGAACAGGAAGCGUCCUUCGGAUACUGGUCCUGCAGUCGCCACCACAUCAGGUAGUAGGCCUUCUGGAAUGGUAGCAGAGCAAGAGACUUUGGAUUCACCGUCGUCGAAUGAGAAUGGCAGGGAACUGCAAGAAGAGUCGCAGCUGAGUAAGAGCCUGUCUCAUCAGCAUUUUCUGUCGUUGUAUGAGAACUACGACGAGUUCAAGGCCGAUCGGGAAGCUAAACUAGAAGAAUGGUUGGGAGGGGCAGGUGGUGCUGAGGAUCAAAGAAGGGGAAAGAAAUUGGAUAGAUAAGGUUUAGUUUAGUUCAGCAGCAGGAGUUGGUCCCCAUGACCACCAUUUUUAUGAGAUUGAAACUUUGAAUUAAUACAAAAUAAUGCACAUUUUCAGGUUGAUAAAUAA
This is a messenger RNA of Salvia splendens (bonfire salvia), 1420 nucleotides long. RefSeq lists its product as uncharacterized. NCBI's taxonomy places the organism in Eukaryota, Viridiplantae, Streptophyta, Magnoliopsida, Lamiales, Lamiaceae. The record is from RefSeq and is a predicted model, not a curated record. The transcript has 2 exons. The coding region runs from base 473 to 1312 and encodes 279 amino acids.